Messenger RNA from Necator americanus (New World hookworm), 708 nucleotides. RefSeq lists its product as uncharacterized. Bases 1 to 708 code for a protein of 235 amino acids. The transcript is spliced from 2 exons. The record is from RefSeq and is a predicted model, not a curated record. Lineage: Eukaryota; Metazoa; Nematoda; Chromadorea; Rhabditida; Ancylostomatidae.
AUGCAAGGAUUGGAAUGGGAUAACAUGGGAGUGAAAGUUGCCGACCGGUAUUUACACCAUCUUCGUUUCGCUGAUGUCAUGGGUCUGAUAACAUCGAGCAUCAGUCAGGUGGAACGAAUACUGGCCGAAUUUGACGAUGAAGUUUGUGAAAAGAUUGGUCUUCAGCUGAAUCUGGGCAUUUACGAUCAACGGAACGAGAGUACUCGACCAAAUGUUCAGCUAUUUAUAUCUAGAGGUCUAGGAAAAUCUGGCUACGGGCUCACCUUUUCAACACCACCGUUCUUCCCGCCUUGGCCUACGCUGCAGCAGCCUGAACGUUUCGAAAAAGUGCCAAGAGGUUUCUGGUUCACGCAAUUGAAACAGAAGAUUCGAAGUUCAGUACUGCAUCACCGAUCGAAGACCAGAGUCCGUGUCACAUACGCCAAGGAAAGUAAAAUUUCAUGGGUAAGACAUGAACAACGACUAUUGUUGAAUCAGAGCUGUAAGCGACUGGAUACCACACGUUAUUCACCACAAGAAGACCUCCGACUCGAUGGUCCGAACUUUUUACGAAGUCUUCCGAGGAAAAAUACGAUGCUCUUCGAGAAGAGAAGCUACAAGGCGUCUGAACAAAUGGGAGUGUUACUGGUGAUAAAUCGGCAAACAACAGGAGCACAGCUAAACACUGGAAUCUUCACAUCUGUUGCCGUGCAGCCAUAUCUUGAAUAA